Aspergillus steynii IBT 23096 is the source of this 1312-nucleotide messenger RNA. Its product is annotated as putative aminotransferase. The record is from RefSeq and is a predicted model, not a curated record. Gene Ontology annotation, biological process: amino acid metabolic process; biosynthetic process. The annotation marks the transcript as partial. Gene Ontology annotation, molecular function: transaminase activity; pyridoxal phosphate binding. Lineage: Eukaryota; Fungi; Ascomycota; Eurotiomycetes; Eurotiales; Aspergillaceae. The transcript has a single exon.
CUCAUCUAUACAAACCUCCAAAAUGGCACCAUCCACCAUGUCCCAACGGGCCCAAGAAGCCACCGCCUCAUCCAAAAGCAUCAUGUGGGACGUCGUCGCCGACCUAUAUUGCAAAACGAGCAACCCAGAUGGCUUCGUCAACGUCGGCCUAGCAGAGAAUAUGCUCAUGCACUCGAAACUCCUCGAAGCGAUCAACACGAAGCUCGAGCUGCCCACGAAAUGGCUCACGUAUAACGACGGGCCGUGCGGAUCUACGCGGACCAAGACCGCCGUAUCGAACUUCCUCAAUCGCCAUUUCAAUCCCGCUACUCCUAUUCUGCCAGAUCAGGUCCUUGUCACGAACGGUGUCUCUUCGGCGAUUGAGCAUCUUUCGUGGGCGCUCGCUGACUCCGGCGAGGGCAUUCUCCUCGGAAGACCGUACUACGGGACUUUCAUUGCGGAUAUAUCCGCUCGCCCUGGGACGAAUGUCGUUCCCGUGGGAUUCAACGGCUGCGAUCCACUCAGUUCAGACGCAGUGGAGAAGUACGAAGAAGCGCUGCUUGAGUUCCAGCAGCGAACAGGCCGACAGGUCAAAGCGCUGAUGCUCUGCCACCCGCAUAACCCGCUGGGCCGAUGCUAUCCGCGCGAAGUGCUGAUCGACCUCAUGCGCCUGUGCCAGAAAUACCGGAUGCACUUCAUCAGCGACGAGAUCUACGCGCUGUCCACGUGGGAAAAUACAGUUGAUCAUGAAGGUCCAGCCGCUGUUUCAUUUGUCUCCGCGCUAUCGAUUGACCUGGAAGGGAUUAUUGACCCCGAGCUCGUCCACGUAUUAUGGGGCAUGAGCAAGGACUUUGGCGCGAACGGGCUGCGGCUAGGCGCGAUUAUCUCGCAGGGUAAUGAGGGUCUGAUGGCUGCGUUGAGGAAUAUGGCGCUUUAUUCGUAUCCGUCUGCGGCGGCGGAGUAUGUUAGUGCUUUGGUUCUAGAGGACGUUGUAUUCACGGAUGAGUAUAUUCAACUCAAUCGGAGGAAGUUGGGGGAAUCGUAUGCGUUUGUUGUGCAACGGCUCAGAGAGCAGGGGAUUCAGCAUGCGCAGGGCUGUAACGCGGCGUUCUUUCUGUGGGUGGAUCUGGGGAAGAGGUUUUGGGAGAUGCAUCCUGAGGUGGGGGCAGAUGAGCAGGUUAGUGAUAGGGUUAUGCAGAGGCUGGUGGAGAAGAAGGUGUUUCUGGCGAGUGGGCCGUUGUUUGGGUCUGAGGAAGAUGGGUGGUUUCGGAUCGUGUUUUCGCAUCCGAAGGAGUAUCUGGAGGAGGCGUUGCGGAGGAUUGUAGAGGCUUUG